Molecule: messenger RNA, 2802 nt
Organism: Serendipita indica DSM 11827
Lineage: Eukaryota; Fungi; Basidiomycota; Agaricomycetes; Sebacinales; Serendipitaceae
Source: the annotation of a GenBank genome assembly
AUGACCAGCGUCCUCCACUCGGGCUCGCUGAGCUCGCUCGACGGUGGAAUGGGAGACAAUCUACUGCAUGCAUCGUCUAUUUCCCUCGACAGCCAGUCCUCACUUGGUCCUAAUGACGAAGAUGUAACACUCACUUUCAAGCAAAAUGGCCCCUUUUCACCCACCAAACCACUCGACGAACUCUCCUUUCUGGCAAUCUCGGCUCAGAUUACCGAAGUCACGUACAGCAUUUCGGAUGUCCAAACGCGGAUAUUCGAAAUACAGGAACUUCGUCACAAGUCAGAAGCAAACCAGUCAUCCGGAAACGCUCCUUCUUCCGCCUCUUCGCAAGGACACGCCACUGACACCUCGACGACAAACAUUGACCAGGCGCUCAUCAACCUCGAUGAGCGACUAGAGUCAAUCUCCUCGUCGAUAGAAUCCAUCAAUUCUGUCAUGGCGCCCCUCAUUGCCUCUGCCAAAACUCCAACAACAUCCAAGACGGUCACAGAAACAAACUAUGCCGAAGACGCUACAGGAACACUGCUUCGGAAACAUGCCACUAUGCUCCAGGACUGGGACACUGUCCAGGAAGACGCGGAUACGCUCAAGGGGGAGCUUCGGGAGGACAAGUGGCUCGCUGUAUUCCGGACCGUGGGCGAGCAGGCAGAAGCCAUGAUGGUCUCCCUGGAAAAGGCUGUCACCCAUUGUCAGGAAUUCAUCUGGCAGGUGCAUCGGAAUCGCAAAGCGCUCACCGACGAUGGUCAUUCUGGACUUUCGUCUGGUUCAAUGUCGGGAGAAAAGCCAAUCAACUAUGAAAUGUUCCAAUCGCUCCAGUCGUCAUACGAGGCGAAGAAGCGAUACUAUAUGCCGGCGACCACCAAAGUCCUGGCCAUCCUCGACCGCUCCGUUCGUGAUCGUGUGACGAAGAAUGGGGAAUGUCUACGCAGGCACGCGGAAGCUCGCGCCCGGUGGAAAAACCUGCGAGAGCGCAUCAAUAGAAUCGACAACGAGAUGGAAACUGUCCGUCUUUUUCUCGUCACCAAGGACAAGGAACAGGAACCAGAGCCAUCCGAGGCGGGUUCUGCCCUCUCACGCCAGACGAGUCGCUCAAACUAUACGAGCAAGUCAAACUAUCUGUCCACGCCUUCGACCAAAGUCAGCAAUCUGACGAAUAGAAGUCGGACAGGGAGUAGUUCUGCCGGGACUGCGAGUGCGUUUUCUCGGAGCAUGUCCCCCCUAAAACGGUUCGCGUCCAAGGUCUCUGCGUCUGUUCGUUCUGGUGUUUCGACACCAGCGGUGGACGAUAGUAGUCGCAAUGCGUCGUCCAUCUCUGUUCAUUCAUCCCAAGUUAGCCGUCCAGACUUUUCGCCAUCUCUUUCUGGUGUCUCUGGGAAUGAGAGUGGGCCGCCGAGGCCGCCCCCUCGUAGCCCAUUCAGGCCACCGGGGAACAAGAUUACGGCCAUUUCGUCUGGUGGUGUCGAUGGCGCCGGUACGACCAAGGAGAAGAAGAAGCGAGACUCGUCCAUCUUCCCGUUCCUCUCCAAGCCACCUCCGCCUUCGGCUCUUGGUCGAAGCACGAACCGCGCUCCAUCGAGGGCAAGUUUAUCUGGUGGAGAUACCAGUGCGUCUAGUUCGAGCAAGCCACGAUGGAAUGCGAGUACCAAGGUGGACAACGAUGCGCCGUUACCACCUCUUCCACCAAGCCAAAAUGCCACUAUACGAGCCACUCCGAGCCGUCCAAGUAUCGUUAAUCAGGUGUUUAGACCACUUUCUCCUGAAGGUAGACGGAGCUUGAGUCGCACAGAGAACCGACCGCCUACCAGUCAAGGGAAGUACACGCCGAGGAGCUCUGUCGAUAUUCACAGCCCGACGACACCAUCUCGUCCAGGGUCUCGAGCGCAAUCAAGAGCGGGUGCACGAACACCGAAUGGUGGUGUCUACGGUACAUCGCCGCGAACGAGGCCUGUGACUCCAUCGCACAUCCCGGCGCCGGUGUCCUACUUUAACAAGCGAUCGCCGAGUCGCGCUGGCUCUGAGAGCGAUAUGGAUGACGAGGAGUUGCCGACUACGCUCAUGCAGCGUGCAUUUACGCCGUCUGCUACUCGAGAUUUAAAGACUCCAGAGAACCCGCAUCGAAGGCGACCUUCAAAUUCGAUGAUCCCCGUUCCAAAGCUCAACGUGACGAGCGGUUCACGUCCUGGAACGUCCAUGUCGAUGAACCGCUCUGGUUCACCAGCCAACUCGCAUGAAGGUGGACGUAUGAGUCCACGAGAGAGUCCGAGCGCAUGGCGAAACUCGCCUGCUGUGCGGGACACGACUUCCACACCUUACAAAGAGUCACCACCUACACGCGCGGGAGCGCGUAGUCAGACGCCCGAGUCGAUGCUUCGCGCGCGCGCGAUGCAGAUGCCGGGCUACAUCGAGAGUCCUAGUCCCAAUUCUGGCCCAUCGGGUGCGUCUGCGACGCCUGGAACAAAACCACGUCCGAGUGCACCUUCGAGUUUCAAGGGCGAGGGACGGACGUUGGUGUUUGGGCCCGGGGAAUGGGAAUCCUUCCUCGGGGGCGAAUGGGACGCCUGGACGGCCGCAGUCGCGGAAUUUGAGCGGGUUGAUCCGCCGCGCAAGACGCCUGCCAAGGCUGGUGAGGAGAUCAAGGCCCAGUAUGCUGUUUCGAAUGCUCUGGGACGCAAGUUGAUCACGUGUCGGCUUGUUACUGUGACGAGAGGAGGAGCGCAGAGCAAAAAGGUCAUGUGUCGCGUUGGCGGCGGCUGGCUUGAACUGCAGAUGUAUAUUCUUAACCGACAAGCGGGUCUCUCGUAG